GUCGUGAGAAGGUGGAAUUCCCUUCAGCACGAUUAUAAAAUCGGUGCAAUGCCAUCAACACCCAUCUUCUUUCCUUCCUUCCCGCCCACCACCUCCUCUUUUCUCGGUCGACGCUCUUCUUUCCGGAACUCAGCCAUUUCAACGGCACUGUGCGAUAAUCAUGUCCUCGGGAACCAUCUACAAUCAUCGGAGCCUCCAACCUUCGGGACCACCGACAUCUGGCCCCAGUCAGCCGCAUGGGACUCACGGCCAGAUUAAUGAAUCCUUCGAUCUCAUAAAACAAGAGUUCGACAACCUUGUAUCCGAUCUGAACGUUAUGCGACAGCAGAGGGAUGAGUAUGAGACAAAAAUGUCAUCUCAAGUUAACGAGCUUAAUAUUAUCCGGCAAUCUCUUUACGACCUGGAGACACAACAUACGAAAGUCCGGUCUCAAUACGAAGAGGAACUGACCCGUGUGCGCGCCGAGCUCCAUGCAUUGCGGCAGAAUAUUCCAGUUACAGGAGGACCUCCACCCCAUCCAGUUGUCGGGCCUGGUUCUAUUGGAGCAGCCGGAUCUUCUACCUCUGGUCUUCGAGAAAAUCUUUUGAUAUCUGGACCUCUUCCUUCGUCGUAUGGUGGUGACGCGUUUUACGGACGCGACCGUGACCUUCGUGAUCGUGAGAGGAUGCUCGACCGUGAUCGGGAAAGAGACAGAGACAGAGACAGAGACAGAGAAAACAGAGACCGAGAACGUGACAGAGACCGCGAACGUACUCUGGAUCAGCGAGAUCCCAAACGUCCCAAAACAGACCGUAUGAAAGGCGAACGUACAGACCACUUCAGUCCUCAAAUGCCUCCCAUUCCAGGGCAGACUCCGAAGAGUUUGCCGGGAUUGGUAGCGAUGGGUCCAGGAACUGGGCUAAGAGCAUCUUCCCCACCGUCACAGGCCAGCCUUCAGCCACCACCACCGUUUCCAACCUCGGGCUCAACCUCAGGCGCCUUACCUCCCAUGUCCGACCAAGCGCCCAGCUUCCUUGACUUGGAUAUGCAUGCCAUUCCACCCGAACUCAAAAAAGAGGCAAGCGAUUGGUUUGCAGUGUUUAAUCCGAAGAUCGAGAGAACGUUGGAUAUCAGCCUAGUCCACACCUUGAUACAUGCUACGGUGGUCUGUUGCGUACAGUUCUCUGCGGACGGCAAGUACCUAGCAACUGGAUGCAAUCGAACAGCCCAAAUCUACGACGUGAAGACGGGACAGAAAACAUGUGUGCUCGUUGACGAUGGCGCUGGAAAGACCGGCGAUUUGUACAUACGUAGUGUGCGAUUCAGCCCUGAUGGCAAAUACCUGGCCACGGGUGCCGAAGAUAAACAAAUACGGAUUUGGGAUAUCGCAAAGAAACGAAUCCGGAAUGUAUUUGAUGGGCACCAACAGGAAAUCUACUCGUUGGACUUCUCACAUGACGGGCGCCUUAUAGUUUCUGGGUCCGGGGACAAAACUGCACGGAUAUGGGAUAUGAACGGAGGAGGGCUUUCAAAGGUCCUGACAAUAACCGAUACUGAUACUUUAAACAACGAUGCCGGUGUUACUUCUGUCGCUAUCUCGCCCAACGGACAGUUGGUAGCCGCCGGGAGCUUGGACACUGUGGUUAGGAUAUGGGAUGUCUCUACUGGAAAUCUGGUAGAACGUCUCCGUGGACACCGUGACAGUGUUUAUAGCGUUGUAUUCACACCGGACGGGAAGGGCAUUGUAAGCGGAAGCCUCGACAGGACGCUGAAGUACUGGGAUGUUAGUGGACUGGCAAAAGGGAAGCAGGAGGGUGAUAAACCUAGCCCCUGCACCAUGAAUUUCAAUGGACAUAAGGACUACGUUCUCUCCGUUGCUGUUUCGCACGACGGUCACUGGGUCGUAUCAGGGUCGAAAGAUCGUGGGGUGCAAUUCUGGGACUCCCGUACCGCCAUCAUGCACUGUAUGCUACAAGGACACAAAAACUCAGUAAUAUCAAUAGACUUAAAUCCUACAGGUAACUUACUAGCAACGGGUAGCGGAGAUAAUCUCGCGCGGAUAUGGAGUUAUAACACAAAUUAUAACAGUAUUUAAGCUGUCCUAUCUUGUAUAUGUACCUGUUGUAUUCAUCGGAGCCGUUUUUUCUUAUGCCGAUGUCGUUGACGUGUCAACCACCAACCCGGGUACCGUUUUUGUCAAUGCAUUGCCACCACACACUGCAUUGGGGAUA
Messenger RNA from Guyanagaster necrorhizus, 2210 nucleotides. Its product is annotated as WD40 repeat-like protein. The record is from RefSeq and is a predicted model, not a curated record. The transcript is spliced from 10 exons. Bases 161 to 2074 code for a protein of 637 amino acids. Gene Ontology annotation, molecular function: protein binding. NCBI's taxonomy places the organism in Eukaryota, Fungi, Basidiomycota, Agaricomycetes, Agaricales, Physalacriaceae.